AUGGAAGGCGCAGAAACGAGAUGGGCUUUGAAUAGGCCGGUAUCAGCUCAUAUCACGGUCCAUUACGAGGAUGGAAACAAGGAAUCGGGCGAAGGCUUCGAGCCUGUGGCGGGCAAUAAGGUGGUGAAGACGGUUCUGAACAUAGAAGCAGAUGAGCCGGGCGUUCUGGAGCCGAGUGGGCCGAGCAGCAGGUCGUCGAUGGGUUCUCUCCGUCGAUAUUCGUUGAGGGAAGCGUCCAGGGAGGAGCCGGAGGAGGGUUAUGUGUCGCCAGCGUCGUCGCGGCGGGCGUCGAAUGCGAAUUCGCUGCACAUUAGCGACUUUUAUCAGUGUGUGCAUCGAGAUAACGGCGAGCAGGGCUCGCCGAAAACGGCAGGCAGCAAUCCGGUCGCCAGAAGGUAUAGCGAGCCCAGGCUGCCCCACAACCAUUACAGUCGUCAUCAUUUCCAAGUGCAUCAGCAUCGUGGUUCAUGUGUCAGCACGGCGAGCGGGAACUCGCCAAUACUGAGAAGCCUGUCUUGCGCCGCGGACAUGGAUCCUACCAUCAUGCGGUUGCCACCUCUGACGAAGCGGAGAUCGCCGCAGGCUGGCGAAGAGGGAGCCUCGCUGUCGCCCUGCUCGUCGUCGUCGUCCAUAGCGGAUAGCUAUUGCUUGGAUCUGUCGUGUGCCUGCACCAGACAUCAUCAUAGAAGAAACUCCGUUGCGGUAAAGUUCAAUAAAGCAUUAUAUAAGAGGGCUUAA
Molecule: messenger RNA, 738 nt
Organism: Torulaspora globosa
Lineage: Eukaryota; Fungi; Ascomycota; Saccharomycetes; Saccharomycetales; Saccharomycetaceae
Exons: 1
Coding region: 1-738 (245 amino acids)
Source: RefSeq, a predicted model, not a curated record